GUUUUAACACGCAUCUUCCAUCCUUGAUACUGACAUUUCUUUGCCACAUACAAGCUUUCCCAUGGGGGACGUCAAGGAAAAGUGUGAAGCUGACAAAGGUUUGACACUACUUGUCCAUGCUUCCUGCGUCGAACGAAUGGCAUUUGGUCGAGAUCCAGUUGAACUCAUAUGCAAGAACUGUGGCCAGCGAGUUGUCACCGAAAUUUCUAGGCAUAAUGGUGUCUGUUCUUUCUUUUCUGUUUUGGUGGCGCUCUUCUUAUGUACACCUUGUGCCUGGGUGCCUUUGAUAGCUCCAACUUGCAAAGACACUCUACAUGCUUGCCCAAACUGUGGUGCUACCAUUGGAGUACACAGAUACUUCAAAUGAAGCAAAUAAGGAGUUGUUUCUCUUCCAAGGAGAUAUUUGUAACACUUCUUUUUCUUCAACUAUUUAUAUCUGUAUAAAUAUAUACACUGAUAUACAUAUGUUAUACAACGAACAGGAUUUUGCCCUGUGUGUCUCCAAAUGGAUAAUGUCUUGUCAUUGCAAGCGAUAUUUCGAUAUCUGUGUUCUUGAAUGCAAUGAUACGCAUAUUUGUUAUUGAUGUUACAUCGUGUCGCCAACACUGUUGUUAUUUACUAAUAAGUUGUUUAUUUCUUUGGAUGUAAAAUACAAUGGAAACAUUUCAAUUUUUUUCAAAUAUAUCCUGUUGUAGAAGAUAUAUGAAUUUAAAAAGUAAUUUUUCAGUGAAAUAGAAAAGUUGAAGAAAAGCAUCAUAAAAUGAAGUCUUUUUAACUUCUUUGUAAUGCUUUAAAUGACCUUUUUGCUUAAUAUUAUGCUCAAAUUAAUAUUUUUGGAAGUGAAACCCGAAUCUAAUUUACACAUUCUUUCCUAAAGUACAAAUCGUUCCAGAAAUAUCUGCUCCUUUGCAUCACCCUGAAACAAACAUGGGUUUUAGGAUCAUUAACUUACGGUUAAUUUGAAGAUCUGAUAAUGCAGAUUUAUUUAAGUAUUGCUCAAGCAUGUCACAAAUAAUAAUUUACGUUUUACAAAUAAAUAUAUGACGUUUUCUAUUUCGUCUACAUUUUUUAUAUAAAAAAGUUCUUAUGAAAUAAAUCAUAUUAUAUAUGUAAAAAUUAUGUUAGGAAAAGUAACGUUUAGAUUAGUAAAUUUUGGAAACAGGAUUUUGGAAGAAAACUUUUUAAUGUCAUAUUUGUCAUUCAAAAUGAAAUUCAUAAUUCUCCUAGUGAACCACUUAAUUGCUAGAUUUACUUUGUGCUAAAUGUAAGAAUGUUAUAAAACUAAGCUUUUACCUGUGCUAAAUAUCUAUAAACCAAGCAAUUUCUCUACUAAACAACUGCAGUUUUUCGCUGUCUGGAAGCGCGCAGAAUUUCAGAAAAGCUAUAUUAUAUCCUUGCAGUAUUGAAUUUAAUAUCUCAAAAAUUUUACUAGUCCGAUAAUUACAUUCAAUUUUGACAAUUCUUAUCACAUGAUUUAAAGAUUUAAGGGGAGUCGGAACACGCUAUACUGACAAUGUUAAAUUGGCCAUUUUCAAUGCACUUUUUCUCAAAAUUUGCAUUAUAUACACGUUUGAAA
Messenger RNA from Stegodyphus dumicola, 1576 nucleotides. RefSeq names its product lipopolysaccharide-induced tumor necrosis factor-alpha factor homolog. Gene Ontology annotation, molecular function: zinc ion binding. The record is from RefSeq and is a predicted model, not a curated record. Lineage: Eukaryota; Metazoa; Arthropoda; Arachnida; Araneae; Eresidae.